Messenger RNA from Paramuricea clavata, 606 nucleotides. The record is from the annotation of a GenBank genome assembly. Lineage: Eukaryota; Metazoa; Cnidaria; Anthozoa; Malacalcyonacea; Plexauridae.
AUGUCCAAUAACAAUGUAUCUGUCAUUGCGGGAGGAGAAAGCCUGCACCCAACCUUGGAAGUCAGUGCAAUAAAUUCUAUAUCUAAACAGAAAGCUAAAGCAAAUAUCCUGUUUGAUGGAGGAUCUCAAUUAACUUUAAUCAGAGAACAAUUUGCCCAAAACCUAGGAUUGCAUGGUGAGAGCAUUGGCGUCCGUAUAACUAAAGUUGGGGGGACCGAAGAGUUGCUGCAAACUAAGAUCUACACUCUCCAGAUUCGUUCCCUUGAUGGUGGCCCGAAAUUCGCGUUGAAAGCCGUAGCUAUCCCUCUGAUAAGUGAAAACGUCAGGGCGGUUCGUAUUGAGAAGUAUGCAAAGUUGUUCAAGAUUGACGCCAAGCGACUUCACCGGGGUUCUGGAGCAGUAGACAUCCUCAUCGGCAUCGACCAUGCUCGACUCCACGGUGGCAACACGCUAGUCAAUGGAAAUUUUGCUGUGCGGCAAUCCCCUCUUGGGGCGGUAGUUUUUGGAGCCGGUCCCAAUGGUUUAUGUUCAGUAAACCGCAUCCAUCUUGUUCGACUUAAUGACCCAGUUGAUCUAACUUCUUUCUGGUCCACUGAGCAAAUGGGG